AUGACUGAGGAUCAAACGCUGAUCGACAUUGAGAAUUGCGUUCUUAGCAAGCGUCUUUAUCAUUCGGAUCAAUAUCAUCGCGUCAAUGAUACAGAAAAGCAAGCGAUCCAAAAAGAUCUCCUUGAUUGGUACCAUAAGGAGAAAAGAACCAACAUGCCAUGGCGGAAGGACAGUGACAAAACGUGGAAUGCGAAGGUAUUUGAAGAACACAGUGUCAACCUUGCUACUGUGAUAGCUUAUUACAACAGAUGGAUGGAAGCUUUUCCCACUAUAAAUGAUUUAGCCGCCGCUGAUAUCGAGAAAGUCAACAAGUUAUGGGCUGGUCUAGGUUAUUACUCUCGUGCGAAGCGACUAUGGGAAGGUGCACAAAAGGUUGUCAAUGAUUUUGAGGGUUUAUUACCCAAUAACGCAAAGGAGUUGGAAAAGAAUAUUCCCGGUGUAGGAAGGUAUACAGCUGGUGCCAUUGCUUCGAUAGUUUAUGGAGAGCGUACACCUGUGGUAGACGGUAAUGUUAUAAGAGUAUUGUCGAGAUGGAGAGCAAUUCAUGCAGAUCCAAAAAAAGCAAAAACAGUGGAUUUACUAUGGACGAUUGCAGGAGAUGUUGUAGCGGAAUCAAAUCCAGGUGAUUUUAAUCAGGCCAUGAUGGAACUAGGGGCGCGUAUUUGUACGCCUCAGAAUCCUGAUUGCGAAAAGUGCCCUAUCAAAAACAACUGUCGAGCCUAUAGGCAAUAUAAAUUGUCAAGAGAGCUUUUGAAAGGCGGCUUCUUUGACAAAAAUGCAAAGAAGAGAAGACAGUUAACGACUGAGCAUGGCUGUUCGAUAUGCCCAGAAAUUGAAAUAGAUUUAGGCGAAAAAGAGUAUUCCGUAACAAGAUAUCCACUCAAGCUAGAUAAAAAACCAGCAAGAGAUGAACAAUCUGCUGUAACAAUCAUAGAAAGAGUCUUACCCAAAGAUCAGGAACCGAUUUAUUUGAUAUCGAAAAGACCAAAGACCGGUCUUUUGGCUGGUUUAUGGGAAUUCCCCACCUUGGAGUUGAAUACACUAGACACAACUUACGCUGAAAGAAAAGUCAAGGCAUCAACAUUUCUACGGAAUAGAUACGGUUUAAACCUAGAGGAAGAGGGAUUAGAAGUAAAUCGAUAUGAUCUAGGCAAUGUUGUGCACCUCUUUUCGCAUAUCAGGAAGGUAUAUCAUAUCGAAUGGAUACAGUUCAGAAAUCCAGUAGAUGAAAACGUUACUAUCGAUACAGUGAAACAAACCACAGAUGCUUUGACAGACAUCAAGUGGGUUACUAUGGCAGAACUGAAAGUAUCCGCUAUUCCUACGGGUUUAAAGAAAGCCAUCAAAUUAUUAGAGAAGCACAAAACAACUACAUCGACAUCCCUCACUAAAAAGAAAACAGUGGUCAAAAAAGCAGGAACGAUCAAAACAGCUGAUAUCAGUUCGUUCUUUACUUUAGCCAAAUAG
Molecule: messenger RNA, 1467 nt
Organism: Mycotypha africana
Lineage: Eukaryota; Fungi; Mucoromycota; Mucoromycetes; Mucorales; Mycotyphaceae
Product: DNA glycosylase
Exons: 6
Coding region: 1-1467 (488 amino acids)
Biological process (GO): mismatch repair; base-excision repair
Cellular component (GO): nucleus
Molecular function (GO): purine-specific mismatch base pair DNA N-glycosylase activity; adenine/guanine mispair binding; 8-oxo-7,8-dihydroguanine DNA N-glycosylase activity
Source: RefSeq, a predicted model, not a curated record